AUGUAUACCAGUUCCCACGCUCCUAAAGGUGGUCUAGAAUUCCUGGAAGACAUCGAUUUCAACAACUACCGGACAGUAAACUACGUGCUGAAACCGGUCAACAAUCAACAACUUCUUCAACUACUUAGCACCAGAAGCGUGAAGAUGGACAAACUGGAGCUCCAGUCAACAUGCUUCGACAACAUCAAGACCUUGUGUGUCAACUAUCGCAAGGAUUCCUCAACUAGGAAAACGGUGGAUUACCUGAACAAACGCUUAUCUUCGCUAGAAAACCAAUGGAAGGAUUUCGAUAGCAGACAUGCUAUGUUGGUGCUAGAACUAGAAGAUAAGAAAAUCAACUACUUCACCGACGAUGUCUACAACAGAACGAAAGAAAUGUAUAUAGCAACUAAGGCGGACAUAACUAACAGGUUAGUGGAAUUGCAGGAACAAAAACAAAACGUUCAGUUUGACUUAACAGGCACUUCUGAUGACCUAACUGUGGAGGAAGUAGAUGACAAACUACAACUUUUACUGAACAGACAAGAAUGUAAUUUCAACGCCAUACACCGUACCAUAACUAAAAGUAACACGGCAUCUAUCUCAGAACAAUGGGAAUUAAAUGACCAUUUAAGUACUUUGAAAGCAAAGUGGGAACCCAUCGAUAAACUUCACUGGGAGAUAGACUUUCUAUUGAAAGGAUCGAAUGAACAAUACUACAAGAUGUUUGCGGACGUAGAACAGCAGUAUGACGAACUCAAGACCAAAUUAAAUUCCAAGAUUUGGUCAACAGCUCACUAUCAGAAGUCAGCACCAAAGAUCGAACUACCAGAAUUCUCAGGUAACUAUGUCCAAUGGAUUUCUUUCAAGGAUCUGUUCUUAGAAACCAUACAUAAGAAUCCAGUGAUCAAUAACGCGCAGAAAAUGCAACACCUCAAAACCAAACUUCGGGGUGAAGCGGAACGCUUGGUGCAACAUCUUACCAUCAGCGCCGAGAACUACAACUCCUGCUGGGAAAUAUUGACUCAGCGUUACGAUAACCGCCGCUUGCAAUUUACUGCUUACAUGAACACUAUGUUAAACCUUCCUGUCAUACAACAACCAGAUGCAUUCAACAUGAAAAAGAUGCACGAUGUCAUCACAGAGUGUUUGAACGGCAUCUCUAACAUUGGCAUCGAUAUAUCUUCCUGGGAUCCGAUCAUUGUGCACAUCAUGACUCAGAAACUGGACUCAAGAACCAUGAGUGACUACAUAAAGGAGCUUCAAGACCACAGGGAACUGCAGAAUUUGCAAGAUUUUCUUUACUUCAUCGAAACCCAAUUUAUGGCUUAUGAAACAAUAAAGUCCGCCAAAAAGGGAAACUCAACAGGUCCAGAAAAACCCUCAACUUAUAAAUUUAACAAGCAAACCCCGGUGAAGAAUACUAAUUAUCAAUUUACUAGAACAAGCAAUUUUCAUGCGUCGUUCGGAAAGUGCCCACAUUGCAAAGGAAGCCACGUGUUGAUGAAUUGCGAUAAAUUUCUUGAUUUGGAAGUACCUAAACGGAAUGACACCGUUUCAAAAUUGCAACUCUGCAAGAACUGUUUAUACAGUCACGGCAAUCAAGAAUGCAAAUCAACGAAAACUUGCAGAGAAUGUAAUUUGAGACACCAUACGUUAUUGCACAAUUCUGAACGAAAACUAACAACUUUACCUAAGAAUAACAAAGGACAACAUCCAUCAACAUCAACUCAACCACAAACAUCCAACCACUUAUCAAACAGCGAUACGGAGGUUUUGUUAACCACAGUUCAAUUGAACAUACGGGCAAGUGACGGCACUUACGUCACACUGCGAGCCCUACUUGACCAAGGAUCCCAAGUUAACCUGAUCACAGAGAAUGCCGCACAAAUAUUGCGACUUCCACGCAAAAAGAUCAACGUGAGCGUCACAGGCCUUGGAACUGUGUCCGGAGAUUGCAGAGGACAACUUCAUCUGACCUGUAAAUCCAUCCACUCCAAUUACACUUUCGAAGCUCAAGCCCUUAUUAUGAAGAAAUUGACAAACAACUUACCAACAACAACUUUCGAGAAAACUGUAUGGCCGCAUCUAGAAAACUUGAAACUAGCAGAUCCGGAAUACAAUGUCUCACGUCAAAUCGAUCUCAUAUUAGGGGCUGAAGUCUACUCAAACAUCAUCUUGGAUGGUGUACUGAAAGGAAGCGAUCAAGCUCCUGUUGCGCAACAAACGCACAUAGGAUGGAUUCUCUGUGGCAAGAUGAAGACUUUGAACUGUCACGUUACUGUGAUCAACUUGGAAGAACUAACAAAAUUUUGGGAAACUGAAGACAUUCCCACCAGUCAGGAUACAUCCACGGACGACCACUGUGAACAAUUUUAUAAAGAAACCGUUGAACGUGCCGAAGAUGGAAAAUAUAUUGUGAAAAUGCCGCUCACUCCCGAUUAUAAAAGUAAAUUGGGUAGUUCAAAAUCGAUAGCCAUAUCACAAUAUUUACAGUUAGAAAAACGCUUAAACAAAAACACUAAACUGCAAGCUAUGUAUAAACAAUUUAUCAAUGAAUAUGCGGAUCUCGGUCAUAUGAAACCUGCGCCAAGGGUGUCAUCGGAAACAUACUAUUUACCUCAUCACGGUGUCCUUAGAGAAAAUGCAUUAACAACGAAACUGAGAGUUGUCUUCAACGCUUCGCAGAAGACUUCUAGCGGCUACAGCUUGAACAACUUAAUGGAAAAAGGCGCAAACUUACAAAAGGACAUUCAAAGCCUUAUCCUUAAGUGGCGAACAUAUAGAUAUGCUUUUACCGCCGACAUUGAGAAAAUGUUCCGUUGUCUCUGGCUUUCCGAGGAUCAACAACACUUGCAGAGGAUUAUUUGGCGAAACUCACCUGCUGAAGAUCUGCAAGACUAUCAACUAUGCACAGUGACGUAUGGUACCAAGGCUGCGCCAUGGCUUGCUAUGCGUACGCUACAACAACUUGCUAAGGACGACGGCGACAAAUAUCCUGAGGCUGCUCGAGCACUUACUACAUCCUGUUAUAUGGAUGACGUCAUAGCUGGGCAUAACAAUAUCCUGGAGGCACAAUAUUUGCAACAAACGCUGAUUCAACUACUGAAAGGAGCAGGCAUGAACUUGCGAAAGUGGACAGUCAAUGACCCAACAUUACUUGAGAAUCUGAGUGAAGAGCAAUUUUCGAGCAAGCAAACUUUCGAUUUCAAAAACGACGAGCCUUCCAAAACAUUGGGUCUCACUUGGAAUCCGAACAGUGAUACUUUUCAUUUUAAUUGGCCAGUGACAUACCACAAGCGUCAAACAAAAAGAUCUUUGCUCUCCGAUAUCUCGAAGUUUUAUGAUCCUCUGGGUUGGUUGUCACCUGUAACAGUAACAGCAAAACUACUGUUCCAAAAGGUCUGGAUGAGCAAACUAGCGUGGGAUGAUGAAGUUCCCUGUGACAUUGAAGCCGAAUGGAUGAAACUCAAGACAGACUUAUCUAGUAUCCAAAACAUGUCACUAAACAGAUGGAUACGCGGUACGCAAAAUCGAGUUGAACUACUUGGCUUUUGCGAUGCAAGCGAGAAAGCUUUCGCCUGUGUUAUUUACAGUCGAGUGUUGAACGAACACAACCUCCCUGUAAUAACAUUACUAACAGCCAAGACAAGGGUUGCACCCAUGUCACAAAAACUUACACUACCUCGUCUUGAACUCUGUGCUGCGCAACUAUUGGCAAAUCUGAUGGAGAAAACCAAGGAAGCAUUUGUGGAGUAUGAUAUCUCCGUACAAGCCUGGUCAGACUCGCAAGUUGUAUUGGCAUGGAUUCAGGGUGACGCUACAAGAUGGGAAGCAUAUGUAGUUAAUCGAGUCACAAAGAUCAAGCGCAUAAUUCCUGCAAACGAAUGGCACUAUGUAAAAUCGGAACAGAACCCGGCAGACUGUGCUUCAAGGGGUCUUUUGCCAACUAAACUACUCAACUUCAACUUAUGGUGGCAAGGACCUGACUUUUUGACUGAACAGCAAACCUCAGAAGACAGUCUCGGCGUAUACACAACCACUAUGGGAAGCACCAAUUGCGCCAAAACAGCUAUUUCAACGCAUCAAAAUGAACAUUUAAUAACUACAUUAUUGAAUAAAUGUAGUUCAUUGACACGAAUAAUCCGAGUCAUCGCGUGGAUUCAACGCUUUAUUACAAACUUGCGCAACAAGACGAAAUCGGACACUGCGCACCUAACAACAAGCGAAAUAAACGCAGCGACUAGAAGUAUAGUCUUGCAUGUGCAGCGAGUGGAGUUCAAAUCUGAAUACAAACAAAUCAUGCAAAGUAAAACUGUUUCCAGGAGUAGUUCCAUUUAUAAAUUGAAUCCAUAUUUAGAUCCUACAGGAAUUAUUCGUGUCGGAGGCCGUCUGAAGAACUCUGACUUACCUCCAGAGAUGAAGAAUCCAAUUAUCAUACCAUAUAAAGGACGCUUCACUCAACUUUUGAUAGCACAAGCCCACACCAGUACGUUACACGGUGGACCUCGCCUAACGUUGACGUACAUCAGGCAGCGAUAUUGGAUUGUCAGUGGAAAUCGAGCUGUGAAAGCGGAACUACAAAAAUGCAUACGUUGCCAUCGCUUUAACAAAGCCGAAAACCAUCAGGUGAUGGGUGACUUACCUCACCACAGAAUAACACCUUGUCGGCCUUUUACUCAUACGGGAGUCGACUUUACAGGCCACGUUGACAUCAAGCUUAACAAAGGCAGAGGUGUCCGAACAACAAAAGGCUACAUUGCCAUUUUUAUUUGUAUGGCUACGAAAGCCGUACAUAUUGAACUUGUCUCGGAUCUUAGCACCGAAACCUUCCUUGCUGCGUUUCAAAGAUUUUGCGCGAGACGUGGUACCCCAAAGCACAUGUACUCAGACUGCGGUACCAAUUUUAUUGGUGCUGCAAAGGUGCUUAGGCAGGAAUUUGAAAACUUCAAGCAACUAGUGUUGACAUCGGACGUGAUGAACAAGUUCGCCGACCUGGAAGUUGAAUGGCAUUUCAACGCACCAGCUUGGCCCAGUGCUGGUGGGCUGAGGGAAGCUGCUGUUAAGUCCAUGAAGCACCAUCUGCGGCGGGUGUUGGGAGAACAAAAAUUGACCUACGAAGAGUUUACAACGCUCUUGGCUAAGAUAGAAGGUUGCCUGAAUUCGCGGCCACUUUGUCCUCUUACUGAAGACCCGGAGGAGUUUUACAACUGCCUGACUCCAGGUCAUUUCCUCACAGGUAGCCCAACGAUGUCAUUGCCCUUGUCAGAUUACAAUAACGUAAACAACAUCGACCUCCGUCGUAGAUGGCAACUGACAGAGCACAUGUUCCAUCAAUACUGGAAAAAUUGGUCAAACGAAUAUCUUACAACAUUGCAAUCUCGAAGCAAGUGGAACAAACCGACGACAAACAUCAAACAAGGCGACAUUGUACUGGUGAAGGACAACAAUCUCCCGCCAGCCAAGUGGGCUUUGGGACGAGUACUAGAGACUCAUCCUGGAGCUGACGGCUAUGUUCGCGUCACAACUAUAAAAACACAGUCUGGGAUCAUCAAACGUCCUGUGGUGAAACUGUCACCCCUGCCACUGACAACAGAAAUUGAACCAGAAACCAAACAUGGUCAUCAAACUGCACCUAAAACAACUUCUGAGAACAAAGGUCGGAAGAAAGGACAGAAAUGUAUCCCAACGUUAUUAAUUACAAUGAUUUCGUUGUUUACAUUUAUGUCGGGAUCAUAUUGCGCCAUUGACGGCACGCGCCGAGCGCCGGGCGCUCACAUAACAAACUUAGAACCUGAGCGGCCCGUCUAUUAUGAUGAGAUCGGCAGAAUGCAGACAAUGCAAGACGAGUGGAUUCUCAUUAUGUAUUACAAUUUAACUAACUACUGGGAAGGAACUCGUCGCAUUGAAUCUUACUUUAACCAUUUGAAAGAUGUUUGCCAACAGACAAAGCUGUAUCUUUGUGGAACAACCAUAGAACAGCUAGAACAUGAAAUGGAGAUUCUUAACUAUUACAACUACAUUCUGAUAAACCCACAUAAACACCUAAGCCAGAGGAUGAAACGAGGCUUAGUCGAUGGAGUAGGCUACUUGGCUAACAGUUUAUUCGGAAUACUGGACCAACGCUUUGCCGAAAAAUACGAAAACGACAUUCAGUCUCUCCAGAACAACGAAGACUACUUAUUGGAAUUAAUAAAAAACCAGACAAGUAUUGUAAAACUUGAGAAUGGCGUUUUGAAGAAAAGCGAAGAGAAUAUACAGCGCCAGUUCAAGUUGAUUGACAGCUUUGUGAAUCAAACAAACCUGAACUUACCCUCGAUUGAGUCUGAGAUACAAGUACUCUCGGCUACUUCAUAUAUAAACUCUGCUGCAUUCACAACAUAUCUCCUUAUCAACAACUUAAGAACUUUUCAAGAAAUGUUGUUCAACACUUUAACCAACAUCUACCAAGGUCAUCUGGAUGUGCAUUUGAUUACUCCAGUUCACCUCAUCGAGCAUCUUAAUGAUAUAUCCGGAAGUCUUCCCAAAACUGUUUCAUUGCCAGUUGAGAAUUAUAAGGACAAAAUUAAGGAUUUUUACAAACUAAUAAACGUGAAAGUUCAAGUGACAGACACAUAUUUUAUCUUUGAAGCUCACAUACCACUCGUCUCCAAUGCUGACUUCACAAUAUACAAAGCCAUACCUAUGAAGCCUUACCUAUGA
Messenger RNA from Spodoptera frugiperda (fall armyworm), 6681 nucleotides. RefSeq lists its product as uncharacterized. The transcript is spliced from 2 exons. Gene Ontology annotation, biological process: DNA integration. The record is from RefSeq and is a predicted model, not a curated record. Bases 1 to 6681 code for a protein of 2226 amino acids. Gene Ontology annotation, molecular function: nucleic acid binding. NCBI's taxonomy places the organism in Eukaryota, Metazoa, Arthropoda, Insecta, Lepidoptera, Noctuidae.